GUCGUCGGCAUGAAUCGGUUUCUGAGUUUGUGUGCACCUUCCGUCGGUUUGAGAUCGCCACUGCGAACAGAGCGGAUAACAAAUGCGUUAAAUAUCAAAAUAUAUUUCGAAAAUCGAAAGAAAGAAACACAAGUUGCAACAACAUUUCUGAAAUGCCACACAGAAAAUGCAAACGGCAACAUACAAAAGCACAAACCCAUGUUGGAUUAUAAUUUAUACCCUUAAAUUUGGGGACUACAAUGCGGCCAGAAAUAUACAAUGUUACUACAGUUCAUGCUGCUCAAUGCCAGGAUUAUUUUUAUACUGAUGGUAAUGCUUGCUCUUGUAACGACAACAUGUGCAAAAGCCGACGAAUUCAUACUAACACUCAAGACCCACAACAAUCGGGCGCUGCACAUCAAUGCCCAGGGCAGAGUGUCGGCAGAAGAUAUAUCACUGGCACAAUCCUUCAAAAUGGAAGGUGUUGGCGAUGUUUUCGACGAGGAUUUCAAAAUCAGCAUCUACGCCAAGGAUGUGGACUAUUACUUGUGCUUCGCCCAAGGCAAACUUGUUGGAAAGAGAAACGUCACAAACGAUUGUCACUUCAAGGAGACCAUGGAUCGGGGCUAUUACCAAUACACCAAUGCCUACAAUCCACAGCUGAGAGUGGGCAUCAAGCGCAAUUCUCGGCCCUAUGGGCCUAGGGAUCAGCUGAAGCCGAGGCGGUUGCGAAAUGUUUGCUUCUUGUUCAACCUUGUGAAUGCCAAAGACUUUCGCAGCAAUUUGGACGCCUGGGCGAGAAGCAGUAGCAGCAGUACAACAACGAGCACCACAACAACAACCACAACAACAACAUCGACAACCACAUCGACUACAACAACAACAACGCCCAGUCCAAUGGUCGAGGCAGUGACAAAGCGAGCACGUGGCAAGCACCAGAGUCGCGUGCAGCCAGCAACAACAACAAAAAGAAUAACAGCAACAAGUAUUAAUAGCGAUAGUUCUUCUACCCACAACAACCACAACAACAACAACAACAAUAGCCUUAAGUCCUACAACCAAGCGAACAGCGAUGCGCUGCGUGAGCAACAGAUUAUGAAACACAAUAAGGAGCAUCAGCAGCGUAUGCAGCGCGUGCAACAUCGCCAGCGACAGAAGCAAUCGCAUCGCCAGAAUCAAAAGCAGAAACAGCGACUGCGUCUGAGCAAUGCCAGCUCCAAUGCUGCUGGUGCGAUGCAGAAGCCGCAGCCUAAGAAUUUGAUGGUGCGUCACCAUCACAACAAUGCAACGUUGCAGGAGCAACGACGCCGCCGACGCAUGCAACGCCGUCGGCAGCAGCAGCAGCAGCAACAGGAGGAAGAGGAAGAGGAACAACAGCAGCGGCGGCAACAAUCCGCUGAGCAAUUGCCAACAGCGUCGUCCUCCUCCUCGUCCUCGUACACGGCAACAGCAGCAUCGACGGCGUUGACAGCAACCGUUUCGCUGGCGCCAUCGGCGCUCAAUCUGUUCGCCAUGCUGGCGGCGAGUCGACGUAAGCGGGGUCGCCGAAAACGUGCCACGUCCGGUGGCAGCAACGGAGGCGGUGCUGACAUGGAUAUGCAGCUGGUGGAGCAGACAUCCCAGCAGCAACAGCAACAGCUACAGCAGCAGCAGCAGGAUGUUGUCGAUGCUGAGCUACACAAUGAAUACUCAAAAGCCUAUGUUAAUAGUAAUUUAAAGUUAAUGCAAAAACAAAUACUACAUUUAAAUAGUAAUAGCCCUAAUGUUAAUAAUGCAAUACCUGCCUUGCCAAAAAACUACAACUACUUGUACAGUAACGAGGAUUAUAAUAUGAAUACUAAAAGUAGCACGACUGAUUCUAGUAGUUUAGACACUAGCCCUAAGUUCGAUAGUCCAAAUAGCCAUAGCCAUAGCCAUAGCGAUAGCCAUAGCGAUAACGAUAACGAUAGCCAUAACGAUAGCCAUAGCGAUAGCCAGUUGAGAGAGUCGAGGGAGUCGUUCAAUUUCGAAGAGAACAUUGACAAUAAUCUUAAGGAGCAAGUGAAUAACGAUCGAAUUGAAGCUGCCACAGUGGCAGCAACUGCUGAUGAUGAUGAUGAUGAUGUUGUUCUUCUUGUUGUUGCCACAAAUCGCAAUCAUAUUGAUGCUAAUAAUAUAAACGACGAUCGACAAGGCAACAACAGGAAUGAUAACAACAACAAUAAUAAUAAUAAUAAUAUUCAAAGUAGUAGUGAUGAAAGCCAGCAAGAAGAAGAUCAGCUGCAGAGUUCCUUAACUGGUUUUCAACUGCAGCAACAGCAACAGUUGCAACAAGCACAGCAGCAGCAACAACAACAACCUAAUAUUAUUAAUUUAAAUGCAAAUAUUAAUGUUGUUAACGAUGAUAACGAUGAUCAUCGUAAUCACAAUAGUAAUUAUAAUGAGCAAUUUGCGAAUGACGAUGAAACGAUACGAAUUCAAAAUAAAUAUGAAACACAUAUAGUACAAUACAAACCUGACGUAUUCAUUUGA
This is a messenger RNA of Drosophila albomicans, 2490 nucleotides long. RefSeq names its product probable serine/threonine-protein kinase tsuA. The record is from RefSeq and is a predicted model, not a curated record. Gene Ontology annotation, molecular function: growth factor activity. Lineage: Eukaryota; Metazoa; Arthropoda; Insecta; Diptera; Drosophilidae.